Gastrolobium bilobum is the source of this 3337-nucleotide messenger RNA. RefSeq names its product chloride channel protein CLC-c-like. Gene Ontology annotation, biological process: chloride transport; transmembrane transport. The record is from RefSeq and is a predicted model, not a curated record. Bases 461 to 2914 code for a protein of 817 amino acids. NCBI's taxonomy places the organism in Eukaryota, Viridiplantae, Streptophyta, Magnoliopsida, Fabales, Fabaceae. Gene Ontology annotation, molecular function: voltage-gated chloride channel activity. The transcript is spliced from 8 exons. Gene Ontology annotation, cellular component: plant-type vacuole membrane; intracellular membrane-bounded organelle.
CUCAAGCUCUUAUGUUUCUUUCAUUUCAGUUUUUGAGAUCAAAAGCUGAAACUCUUAAUGAUUGCAUCUUGCCCAGAAUGUUCUUUAUUUUAUAUUUUUUUAAAUUGUCAUGAUUUAUUUGCAUUUGGGUAUAUUCAGGAUUUGCAGCCACUAGUCUGUGUUGGGAAUUUUUUUUGCUAUGAUUCCUUUUUUAUGAUAAUAUCAUUUUUUUUUUAUUUGAUGCUAACAACUCGAGUUUGGAUUGUAUUCAUAAACGGAUUUCAUGACCCUCUUAGUUUCUUGCAUUGUUAUAAAGCUUUUACACUUGUCAAUUUUUUUUCUUCCCAUAUGCCAGAGGAACUAGCUUACUUCCUUGAGUUAAUGGGAAAUUUUCCCAUCCUUGUUCAACUUUUCUCAUGUUAUCAGUUAGCACUUAUCCAUCUCAGAAUCCAUAUAUUUACUAGUAUUAUUUUCAAUUUGUAUGCUGAUCCAAAAUUUUGCAGAAUACCAGUGGCUUGAAGUAUACCAGUUGAUAACUCUGUUUUUAGUGUUGAGUGUUGAAGGUGAAAUUGCUACGAAGAUGGAUAAAGAAGAUGAUGUAAACCAUGGUGAUAAUGUGCAAGAUAUAGAAAACGAAGCUCCAUUGGAUGGGAAUCAGGAAAUUGGAAGGUACUGGUCAGAGUUUUCUGAGAGAAACAUGACAUAUUCACAGCCACUUCUUGUGAAGAGGACUAACACCACCUCCCAGAUUGCUAUAGUUGGUGCCAACCUCAGCCCUAUUGAAAGCCUUGACUAUGAGAUUUUUGAAAAUGAAAUAUUUAAGCAGGAUUGGAGGUCCCGGAAGAAGGUUCAGAUAUUCCAGUAUGUGAUACUCAAGUGGGCAUUUGCUCUUCUCAUUGGAUUAGGUACUGGACUGGUUGGCGUCUUUAAUACACUAGCAGUUGAGAACAUAGCUGGUUUCAAGCUGCUUCUGACAACCAGUCUCAUGUCUAAGCAAAGAUAUCUUGAGGCUUUUUUAGCAUAUGCUGGUCUCAACAUGUUUUUAGCAGCAGCAGCUGGAGCACUCUGUGCUUUCAUUGCUCCAGCAGCAGCAGGUUCUGGCAUUCCAGAGGUUAAAGCAUAUCUCAACGGCAUUGAUGGUCACUCUAUACUCGCUCCAAGCACCCUUUUUGUGAAGAUUUUUGGUUCCAUCUUUGGAGUUUCUGCUGGAUUUGUGGUGGGCAAAGAAGGACCUAUGGUGCAUACAGGUGCAUGCAUAGCUUCUUUACUGGGGCAGGGUGGAUCUCGCAAGUAUGGCUUGACUUGCAAAUGGCUUAAGUAUUUCAAAAAUGACCGAGACCGGCGAGACAUGAUUACUUGUGGUGCUGCUGCUGGAGUUGCCGCUGCUUUUCGUGCUCCAGUUGGUGGUGUUCUCUUUGCCCUUGAAGAGGCCGCUUCAUGGUGGCGGAGUGCUCUUCUCUGGAGGACAUUUUUCACGACCGCAGUGGUUGCUAUUGUUUUAAGAGCUGCAAUUCAGCUUUGUGCCACAGGGAAAUGUGGACUAUUUGGGGAAGGUGGUCUUAUAAUGUAUGAUGUGAGCUCAGCCAAGGUAACAUAUAGUGUUGCUGAUGUAUUAGCAGCUCUAAUCUUGGGAGCAAUUGCUGGCGUUCUUGGAAGCAUAUAUAAUCACCUUGUGGAUAAGGUUGUUCGUACAUAUAGCUUCAUCAAUGAAAAAGGUCCAGCUUUCAAAAUGUCUCUUGUUAUCGCAAUUGCUCUUUUGACCUCAUGUUGUUUUUAUUUCCUACCAUGGGUUGCAAACUGUAUCCCUUGCCCUGGUGAUCAGACAGUGAAAUGUCCCUCUGCUGAUGAGUCUGGAGAUUAUAAAAUCUUUCAAUGUCCACCAGGCCACUAUAAUGAUCUUGCUUCUCUCUUUCUAAACACCAAUGAUGAUGCUAUUCGGAAUCUAUUCAGCUCCAGGAUAACCAAAGAGUUUCAUAUUUCAAGUUUGUUUAUCUACUUUGUUACUAUUUACUUUCUUGGGAUAAUCACUUAUGGUAUUGCUAUUCCAUCUGGGCUUUUCAUUCCUGUGAUACUUGCUGGGGCUGCCUAUGGCCGUCUUAUCGGGAGGCUCUUCGAACCGAUUGCCAAACUUGACACAGGACUCUUUGCCCUCCUUGGAGCUGCCUCGUUCCUUGGUGGCACCAUGAGAAUGACAGUCUCCCUUUGUGUUAUAUUGCUUGAGCUCACCAAUGAUCUCUUGUUACUUCCACUUGUGAUGUUGGUCUUAUUAGUCUCAAAAACAGUGGGUGAUAGCUUCAACAAGGGUGUCUAUGAUCAAAUACUGAAGAUCAAAGGACUUCCUUAUUUGGAGGCUCAUGCAGAACCUUACAUGAGGAACCUAGUUGCACGUGAUGUUGUCUCUGGUCCAUUAGUAACCUUUUCUGGCAUUGAAAGGGUGGCGAAUAUAUUACAUGCUUUGGAUACUACAGGACAUAAUGGCUUUCCUGUCAUUGAUGAACCACCUUUCUCAGAUGCACCAGAGUUGUGUGGACUAGUACUGAGGUCUCAUUUGCUAGUGUUGCUCAAGGGGAAGAACUUUUCAAGAGAUAGGGUCUUCGCGGCUCAGAGCAUCUACCAAAGAUUAUCUGCAUUAGAUUUUGCAAAGGCAGGAUUAGGGAAGGGAAUCAAACUAGAGGAUCUAGAUAUCGAAGAGGAAGAGAUGGAUAUGUAUGUUGAUCUCCAUCCCAUAACUAAUGCAUCCCCAUACACUGUGGUUGAGACAAUGUCACUUGCCAAAGCUGCUAUUCUUUUCCGCCAACUUGGACUCAGGCACAUGUGUGUUGUUCCAAAGAGCCAAGAGAGACCUCCAAUUGUUGGGAUUCUGACACGCCAUGAUUUUAUGCCUGAGCAUGUUUUGGGACUAUACCCUGAUAUCAAGCCUCACAAAGGACACUGAGGGAUCCCAGUGAAAAAUAAUUCUUUCUUCUGCAUUGAAGUGUUGCAUUCAUUAGCUGCAGGUGAUCAAAGUUUUAUGUACAGUUGAGUGCAAUAAUUAUUCACAAAACCCUCGAAGCAAAAAUUGAGCUUAAGAUGCAGCUGCUGCUGCAUAGUUUUGGCGCCUUAUUUAGGAACUGUGUCGAUAUAUGGAUUGUUAAUCUCUAUUUCAUGAGGUCAAGUUGAUACCUUCAAAUAGACACUUUUGAAACACAGAAACCAGUCAACACUAAUUAGUGUUGGAGUACACGGUUAAUAAAGACCUAUUGUUCAUGUUGUUUGUUUGAUUUUUUUGAAUGAAGUUUUCAAACUUAUUGUUCAGUGCUCUUCUUUGUACAAUAUUGUUAAUGGUUAAUGAGGCAAAUGUAGUGUGUUGUGAAUACAA